Molecule: messenger RNA, 2355 nt
Organism: Bemisia tabaci
Lineage: Eukaryota; Metazoa; Arthropoda; Insecta; Hemiptera; Aleyrodidae
Source: RefSeq, a predicted model, not a curated record
UUUGUCUUCAUCUGAUUAAGAUAUACAUAGUAGGUAAUGCACUCUAUAGUUGGCGACGGGUGUAAUUAAAAAGGGCAAUUAGUGCGGAAUCUUUAUAUUACUUUGUUUCUCAAUAAAACAUCCGAAUCCAAAGUUCAUGGCUGUCUUGUUAAAACUAAACAUUUGUUAUCACGCGCCGCAAUAUGGUGGGAUAAUUAAAUUAUUUUUUUUUUAUGCUGAUUGGUGCGCUUAUCAUCUUUCCCAGGCAGGGAAACACUUUUUAAAUUUCCUCAGUUCUACAUCACAAGUGACUGAGUUAGUUCUACUUAGAUUACGUGUUUUGAAAUGUUCCCACGUGUAGUGAUCUUCGUUCUAGCCGCUACAAAAUGUUUGGCGUUGGAAACCAUAAAAGUAACCUACGAGACUUACGAUGUGUUGCGGAAUACAGAGCUUUUCGUUGACAAGUCGCUCCUAACGGAGGCAUUUUUGGAGGAUGUCUAUUCUCCCAACACCUUACAGACCGGGCGACGAUCAUUCGGAAAAACAACCAAUCUAGACAUGAUCAGACGAUUCUUGGGAAUCGAUGUUCGGCCUAAUGGGACAAUGAUCAACGACAAGCGUCGACAUAGGAAUUACAAAGUUUUCGGCCAUACUAUUCGUAGUACGGGUGAAUACCCACUGGUAUACAAGAAUUCCAUCCAAUUUUUCACCAAAAACUUCGGGGAGCACCCCGUGAUAUGGUUGGACCUGGCCGCGGAAAAUACCGGACCUUACGAGGAAAUCAACUAUACACGACAUCUCAUGAACGGGACAUUGAGGGAAGCUUUUAAAAGCCACUUUUACCUCUCCAAUUCGUCAAAAAUAUCUUCUGAGGACAAAGAGCUCGUGAAUAAAUUCCUUGAUUCCAAAUCAGACCUGGGAUCACAUUCUUUUAGCGAGGGCGUCUCGUUCCUGAAAAAAAUUUUACUCGCGCAUUAUGAGCGUGACGUCUUCGUGUUGGCAGACAACGUGGACGCAGCAUUACGUCAGAUUAUUUUCGACCCGAAAAGGUACGACGACAAAGUGAUAGAGAAACUGGGGGGUUUCUUCGAUAGCCUUUUCGAUGUCUGCUCGAAGCCGGAAAAACCCGGGAACACUCUUCGGAAGCGACAAACGCUCCUCACAAGCAUCAUCCCGCUGGACACGAAGAACCCACGACUUUUCAGUAAAAACCAGUUUCCUGCCUACUUCAAUGGGUUUACGGAGCCCGAGGUGAGAAAAUUGUCAAUUAUACGGAAUAUGGAAGAGCAUAUGGACGGUAUUACGGCUUGGUACGGAGGUUUCGGGGAAAACAGUACGUACAACCCGUACUCGGUGCUCAGCUUCUUGUUCAGCGCGUCAAAAGAACUCAAACCCUAUUGGCUGGAACUUGGAUCCUUGGAGACUUUCAAAGCUGCAUUCUCGCCGGACUGCUUCGGGCCAGUACUCAUCGAGGCUUUUGAGCGGGGAGAAUUUCCACUUUCCAAAGCUCACGAGAGAGGGGAUUUUCCGCUGGAACAUGUUGCGCGCUUAAAGCAUCUGCAAAACCUCAGAAGCCCACCAUCGGCUUUCAACCAGUGUUCUGACGACAUCCUAGACACUUUCAUUGCCUUUUUAGUCGAUCUCGGCUACCUGACUUUCAAAGGUUUCGUUUGCGGAUCGGUGCCGGUGUUCAAGAUCCCUAAUUUGGAGGUGAGAGGGUACAUGUCGAAAAUAUUCUACGAGGCUCUUGCGGAUCAAAUACCUCUCAACGCUGACUCUAGGUACAGACAGGAAUUAUUCGAUGCCAUGACAGCUUUAAAUGGGUCGGAAGCGACCAUGGAGAGAUUUGCUCGGGUUUUAGUAACGUUGCUCGUGUCAGGUGAGCAAAAUAGUGGCGCUGCCGAAAUAGCACUGGCACACUCUGUCAGAGUGAAUUUGUUAAACCCGCCGUCGAAAUUCCGUGUCCCUUACGUGAGAACAAGCCGCGAUUUGAGCUUCGACGAGGCCAACCAGCCGAAUUUAAAUUUGGUCUUUGCCGUCCAGGAGGGGGAUCGAACCAUUGCGUUUGUAAUCAAAAUUGUAUCCGCUCAAAAGGUUGCGGUCGGCGGUGAGAUUUUAAUUCCAGCAGAUUUCAAAGCCUUCAAGUCGAAAGGACUCACGCGUAAAACCUGCAAGGAGAUCGUUUAUGUGGCAGCAAUUCUCAGCUGCGAUGAAAUUAAAUGUAAAUUUAAUUAUUUUUGGGAUGACUCGAGUUUAGAACAUGAAAAGCACGUGAAAAUAUCUAAGGACCCUAUUAGAAAAACGCUGAAAACGAUAAAAAAGUUUAAUUAAAACGAUUUGGUACCGUAUAAGUACUAGAUUUGGAAGUAUUGUUCA